AGACGGCGCGUCGUGCGGGGGCGCCCGGUUGGGGGCCGAGGGCCGCCUGGCGUCGGGGCGCGGGGACCCGGGGUGUCGCCCCUGCCCGGCGGGACUUCCGGGCAGCUCCCGGGGCGCGGGGAGCAGGGACUCCCGGCCGCGCGGCGGGGUCACGGGGUCGCGGACUCGCGGGACGGGGCGGGAGUCGCGGCGCCGGACCCGAGCGCGCCCGGGCCUCCGAUAUUUUAUUUUAUUUUUAAACAUUUUAUUUUAACUGUCGGGCUCCGCUAGUGCGCGGACUAGGAGUUCCGGGUACCGGUUGUCCUGGACGCGGGAUGACGGUGGAGGUGUCCGUGCCUCCGCGCUGUCAAGACAGCUUCUGACGGAGAAAGAUGCCACGGAGAAAGAAAAGAGGUAAAGAGCCACUGGAAUUUCAGAAUCCGGAGGAGGAUGCAGAAUCUGUCAGCGUGAGGAAGAAGCGUAGACUCGAAGAUGCGUUCAUUGUGAUAUCUGACAGCGAUGGAGAGCAGGAGCCAGAGGAGGAGAAUGGACUGGAAGAAACAAAGACAGAACCACCAAAUAGAUCAAGGUGUCUGGCCAAAAGAAAAAUCGCACAGAUGACAGAGGAAGAACAGUUUGCUCUGGCUCUGAAAAUGAGCGAACAGGAAGCUAGAGAGGUGAACAGCCAAGAGGAAGAGGAGGAGGCACUCUUGAGGAAAGCCAUCGCUGAGAGCCUGAAUAGCUGCCGGCCUUCUGAUGCGUCUGCUACUACAUCUCCACCGCUGGCUACCGGAUCGUCUUCACAGUCCCAGCAAGAGAAAACCGCAGACUCUGGGACCACUACAGGCAUUUUGCAGCUGGUACCUCCAUCACUGUUAAAAGGCUCACAUAUCAGUCAGGGAAACAAGACUGAGGAAAGAGAGAAGCCGGGGGACCACACUGGAAACAUGGAAGAGGAGCCGGUCUCUGGCAGCUCAGGAGGCUGGGACCAGUCAAGCCAGCCAGUGUUUGAGAAUGGAAACAUUAAGUGUCCUGACAACUGUACUGGCCACUUGGCUGAGCACAGCCAGUGUGAGAAGCCACAGGAAAGUGCUGGCAGGGAGUGUGCUUUUCACAAAGCGUCUCAGGGCAGGGAGCACACACCUAGGCACUGUCUGCCUACCCCAGAAGAUGCUAAAAGUCUCCAGGAUGGUGGGGGCACUGUGCACUACUUUUGGGGUAUUCCAUUCUGCCCUGCUGGAGUAGAUCCUAACCAAUAUACCAAGGUCAUUCUCUGCCAGCUGGAGGUUUAUCAAAAGAGCCUGAAAAUGGCUCAGAGGCAGCUCUUAAAAAAGAAAGAGUUUGGGGACCCAGUGUUACCUAGACUACCUUCUCUGAUGCAGAGUGAAUAUGACCAAGGGGAUCAGGCUAGUGAGAAAAAUGAAGGUGUCUCAGAAGAUAUGGGAGAUGAAGACUCAAAAGAGGACAGUCAGGAGUCUAGGGCAUCUGACUGGCACUCAGAAACCAAGGACUUCCAAGAAAGCACAAUUAAAAGCUUGAAAGAGAAACUUUUGUUGGAGGAAGAACCAACAACCAGUCACGGUCAGUCUUGCCAAGGACUAUUUGUUGAGAAAACUUCUGAAGAAGGAAACUCUGUACCUGACUCACAAAGCAUUGCUGCUUUGACCAGUAAGAGAAGUUCAGUUCUUAGGCCCGAGUGUUCUGCAGACGAAAUCACUGUGUGUCCUGAGACACAGUUAAGUUCCCCUGAAGAUUCUGACCUUGUCAGAGAAGUCUCUCCAGGCAGCAGAGAGGCCGCGGAUCAAGGGGAAAUAAUGGCAGACAAGGAGGUUGGCAACAGAGCAGAUGCUGAGAAGAAAAUGCCUGCUUCUGCCUUCUCACCCAGUUCCCAGGUAUCCUGCCCACUGUGUGACCAGGGCUUCCCACUCUCAAGGAUUGAGAUUCAUGCCAUGUACUGCAAUGGGCUCAAGGGUCAAGAUACAGUGUUGACUCGGAGCCAAAGAGAGGCCAGGAGCAAGAAUGAAAGCGGGCUAGCUGCCCGGACUUCCUCUGACACUGACAAGAAAGAGAAAUGUUACAUCUGUAAAUCCCUGAUUCCGUUCAGAGAGUACCACUGCCAUGUAGAAUCCUGUCUCCAGCUCACAAAGAGUGACCAGGGAGCCGGAGUGGAGGAGAGCAAGGCAGGGUGUUCAGCUGUGAAGCAGCAGCAGCAGCAGCCAUGGCCGAGGAGCCCGAAGGAAGAAAGACACAACGAAGGGCGACUCCUCAGUCGUUUGGAACAGUCUGAGCACAAGAAUGCAGAUGCCGGCAUAGAGACCAAAUCUCCAGAAACAGGAGUCUGCAGGGAGCCCUCUCCGGGGCUGGGAGUGGCAGGCUGCAGUAGAGACAUGCAGAGUUCGCUUGCACACUUCGACUUAGACGAGUCUCCAAUCAAGUCUUUCGUUUCCAUUUCUGAAGCCACAGAUUGCUUAGUGGACUUUAAAAAACAGCUUUCUGUCCGGCCAGGUAACCAGACACGGACCAGGGCAGGCAGAGGAAGGAGGAGGAAAUCCUGAAUGAGUAGGCUGUGGAGGUGGACAGCACCGUCAGGGGAAGGGUGUUCAUUAAGCCUUCGAGGGCUCGAGUUCAUUGUUGAGCAAGUUUCAGCUCUGCAGUUCUAACCACCAGCACCCACUCAGCAUUCUGGUUUCUCUGUUUUCUAUGAUCUAUACAGACAACUGUGUAUAGUCUCCUGUUUUAUAACACUGUUUGAGUUCUCAUAGUUAAAAGAAAAUGGAAAUAUAUUUAUCUAUGUAUGGAAUCUUAUUUCAAGAAGAUGGCGAUUUCUCUUUUGUUUUUCUCUGUACUGUGGGAUUUGGGAGAGUAUAUUUUAAUUGUGAAGCCUAGCUCUCAGAGCCAUGAAUUACAUGUUUCCAAAUGAA
Erinaceus europaeus (western European hedgehog) is the source of this 2900-nucleotide messenger RNA. RefSeq names its product ubiquitin interaction motif containing 1 (gene UIMC1). The record is from RefSeq and is a predicted model, not a curated record. Gene Ontology annotation, biological process: positive regulation of DNA repair; double-strand break repair. NCBI's taxonomy places the organism in Eukaryota, Metazoa, Chordata, Mammalia, Eulipotyphla, Erinaceidae. The transcript has 15 exons. The coding region runs from base 372 to 2534 and encodes 720 amino acids. Gene Ontology annotation, cellular component: BRCA1-A complex. Gene Ontology annotation, molecular function: histone binding; DNA binding; K63-linked polyubiquitin modification-dependent protein binding.